UAAAAGAAUAAUACAAAGAGUUAAAUUAGAGAGGGGAAUAAUUCUCUCUAUAUAAAGGAGAGCGUGGAUAAAGAUAUUACUAUAAUUCGUUCCAGAGUGCUAAUAUAUAUUAUCUAUUAUACGACAAUAUAAAAUGCCUGGUGGCAAAGGUGGUGGCGGUGGUGGUAAGGGAGGCGGCGGCGGCGGCGGAAACGGUGGUGGAGGUGGAAGUGGUGGUGCUAAAAGUGGCGGUGGUAGUGGCGGCUCUGCUAAGGGGAGCGGCGGCGGCGGGUCAAUGAAGGCGCCAGGUGGCGGCGGCGCGUACAUUUCAAGGGGUGGCUUUGAGAGUAACCCACAGGGUUACUUCUCUGGUCUCCACUCUGGACAAAAGGGAAAAUGAUCAUGCUUUAAAAUAAAUAAAUAAAUAAAUAUUAGUGUGUGUUUUAAUUUUAAUGUUUUUUUUGGGUUUUAUUAUUUCGUUUUGGUAAGAAUUAUGGAACUUUUUGGAUCAUGUAAAAAAGUUCUACUACUAAGUUUAUAUGCAAAGUCAUGAAGUAAUUUAUGUAUGCAUGGUAUUUUGUUAUUA
This is a messenger RNA of Solanum lycopersicum (tomato), 565 nucleotides long. RefSeq lists its product as uncharacterized. Lineage: Eukaryota; Viridiplantae; Streptophyta; Magnoliopsida; Solanales; Solanaceae. The record is from RefSeq and is a predicted model, not a curated record.